Messenger RNA from Lactuca saligna, 360 nucleotides. The record is from the annotation of a GenBank genome assembly. Lineage: Eukaryota; Viridiplantae; Streptophyta; Magnoliopsida; Asterales; Asteraceae.
AUGCCCUUGCUGCUCAAGAAGGUCAAGAAAGUCCUUUGUAAAUUCCCUCGUGGGAAGGCAAUCCAGAGCAUUGAGAUCGUUGAGAACAAACCGGAAACACCGGAAAAACAAAAGCCCGUUGAUAAACCGAAACCCCCAGAACCUGAGAAGCCGACGGUGAUUGAGAAAAAACCAGAACCCAAGCCCCCUCCAGUUGUAGUUCUAGUUUCGGUGCCAACACCGGUUGAAAAGCCUAAAUUGGAUCCUUCCAAACCGGACCCCCCAAAAGCCGAUCCACCAAAACAGGAUCCACCGAGAAAAACAAGAUCCAGUUCCAGCUCCAAUGCCACCUGUUGUUGUCCCCACAGCCGGAGCUGGUGA